Trichoderma gamsii is the source of this 2406-nucleotide messenger RNA. RefSeq lists its product as hypothetical. Gene Ontology annotation, biological process: proteolysis. Gene Ontology annotation, molecular function: serine-type endopeptidase activity. Bases 1 to 2406 code for a protein of 801 amino acids. The record is from RefSeq and is a predicted model, not a curated record. The transcript is spliced from 4 exons. NCBI's taxonomy places the organism in Eukaryota, Fungi, Ascomycota, Sordariomycetes, Hypocreales, Hypocreaceae.
AUGAAUACGCCAGAAAGGAAAGACGAUGACAAGAGCCGAGAUUACGUCGACAAAUUUUUGAAAGAAUGGAGAAGUGCUCGGCAAGAGAAAACUUUUGUAAAGUCGCAAGCAUACGCUGUUAGUAAUCUAUUCAAUCACAUCACCGAGGCCAUAUCCGAGGCCUCCAAAAACAGCGCUUCUGCCAAAGCUGCGACGCUCGAUACCGUAAGGAAAUUUCUGGAUUCCGAGAAAGAUGAGAUUGACGACUGUAUUCUGUGGCUCCUUUUAUAUACUGCUGCCAGUGAUGACUACAGUAAACCUGAUCUCGCUGAAUCAGAUUUUAUCAUCAUGAUGGCUCAAAAACAUCCGAAUCUCUCUUUCGAAACUCCCGAUGGAAACUUUAGCCGACCUCAGUUCAAAUCUAUCAAAGACAGAUGCAAUCUAAGUAACGGGCACUCUAAAAUAAAGAAGAGCAGACAAACACCCUUUCAUCACGCGGCCCAGGAGUGCAACGCCGCCGUGAUAAAGAUUAUGAGAAUUGCGCUACUUGACAGCGAGUGUGACCGAGCCCUCGCGUACAAAAUUGUCAAGGAGAAGGAUUCAAGAGCAAACAAGACGGCUUUGCAACAUGCAAUUGACUCUGGCCAGAAAGGUAUUGAUACUCUACGAGAGAUUCUUGACUUCCCUUGUAUGACAAACUUCGCCCUCCUUAACGAGGCGUUUGAAAGCGCCGUGCGAAAUGGACAAGAAGAGGCUGUGAACGUUUUACUCAGAAAAGAAGACUUGACCCAGCAACUCAUGGUUGGAAACCACAUUCUAGUAGCAAUGGACCACUGCAGGAAGUCAGAUGGAAAUCAGUCUUAUAUGGCGAUAAUCAAGAAACUAGUUCAACUGAUGAAAAUCUCCGAGACAACGAAUGGCGAGGUUAUUGACUCAAUCAUCGAACUACAAUCAAUCAAACAGGAUCAGAGGCAAGUGCAGGCAUUGGAAGCCGAUGAGGAUUGGAUGAGCAUUUGGAAAGCGGUUCCAGCAGACGUAAUUCAAGAGACAUUCUCUUUAAUUCAUCUGGCGGUGUAUCAUCGAAGCGUCUCAUUUAUCACUGAAUUUCUCAAAGACGAGAAAUAUUCGAAGUGGGCAAUAACUGAACAGGCGCUACCAAAGAGCACAAAGCGGAACGGCGAUGCUGUUAACGACAAGCAUUAUCCGCUCUGGUAUAUUGGUAAAGAGUGGAAUGGCUCUGCUUUGGGCGAUCGAGAACCCGAUGAAAUAUCGAAGAGAAUACGCGCAAUAUUAGUAUCUUGGAUAGUCCGACAGACUAGGGAGAUGAAGACGCUGUCGAAGAUUUUCCAUGAAUCUGGGCUCGAUACCAUAUUCUGGAAUCCAGCUCAAACGCAAACUCUUGUCAACUUAAACGAAAUAGCUCACAUGGUGUCUCCUGUGUUGUCGGAGUUCCUCAAAGACCUUGAGCGCCAUAUUUCAAAUAUAGAUCCAAAAGUGAUAAAGAACUUUCAACCGACAAAGGUGGCCAUUAUCGAUAAUGGUGUGCUGAGUAUUACUCAUACGUCAGCCGCGCAAGAGACGAGCACUACACCAUUGAAUGGCGGCCAAACAGGGCAAAAUAUGGCGAGCAAAAGCCUUUCCAGUCGUAUCAAAGGGGGUCGUUCAUUUGUGGAUGAUGGCUCAAAGCUUAGUUCAUGGCUCUUCGCUUCCGAUCCUCAUGGUACUCAGAUGGCAAACCUCAUCUGCUCUAUGGAUCCAUUUUGUGAUCUCUAUGUGGCCAGAGUAGCAGAACGUACACAUGGAAUCACAUCCGCAAGGGCAGCCAGGGCACUCAAAUGGGCUCUCGAUCAAGAUGUUGAUAUAAUCUCAAUGAGUAUAUCUAUGCUUGAGAAGGAUGAAGAUCUUAAAAACCAAGUCCUGCAAGCUAAGAAAAACAAAGUUGUUAUCGUCUGCAGUACCCAUGAUGAGGGAUCCAGUAUCACGACAUCCUAUCCAGCCGAAUGGAUGGGAGAUGAAGUUAUUGUUGUUACAGCCUGCGACGAGUACGGAAGGACUCUUCGUGAGACUAACGAAAACAAAUUUGAUUUCAUGCUACGAGGAAAGAAUGUCGCAGCUGGCGUUAUCCCAUUUAUUGCUUCUAGUGAGCGCAUUUCGGGCAGUUCUGUUUCGACGGCGCUUACAGCUGGUCUGAGUUCUUUAAUUCUUACUUGCCAUAAGCUAGCAGUCUUAGGCAAAACUUCAAAUAACGAAGACCACAGAAACAAGACACCUGCUGACAAAGUCAGAGACCAUAUCAACAAUAAUAUGAUAUCCAAAACCCCCGGAUCUAGGGAAAUACUACUUGAAAAGUUUAGCGGUACCAAUGCUCUCACCCCAGAAGGAUCAAUGGAAAAUAUCUUAGUGAAUUCAUUUAGCAUGAAGGAUUGA